CGUUUUUAUAUCAUUUCUCCCCCACCUCCAUGUCUCUUAGACCUUCUGAAAGCCCGCCGACGCCAACUCAUCCCGAGGCUGAUACUAGCAUCGAAAACAUUCAAGGCACCAUUGAAGAUGACGACUUUGAUCUCAAUCCAGAUCUUGAUGAGGAGGAAUUGCAAGAAAAUAUCGCCAAUUUUGGUUGUCACGCCAUAGUUGCUCCACCUAGUGAAACACCGCCACUCACACAAGACUCGGAAUUUGAAGCCUCUGAGUGGGAAGACCAGGUCUUCUCGCCCCCUCCGGCCAGUACGCUCAACGAUUCUGCGACCGUCCUUCCGUCAUUGAAAUUUUGUACCACAGAUGUAACCCAGAAUAACGCCCCCGUCUUGUCUACCGCGCAGCAGAGCAAGUUUAUUUACUACUUGGAUAACCAAUUGCUUCUGGUGCAACGAAAGUUCAUCCAGCAGUUCAAUGACCCAUCGGCAUACAAUCUACCUGCAUUAAUCCUGGAUUUAAACCGAAUCGUCAAUCUAGUGUGGUUUUCACUCAAUGCAAACACGCCCAAACUCUUUGGGCAAGACGAGUACCUCAUCAAGAUCACAGGCGACUUACAGGAGUAUUUAACUAAGUUGCAAAUAACUCAGCACAACAUACGCUUGUUGCUUGCCUUUUUGGUCGAUUUGGACGAAAAGUUGUCGUACUUGGUCGACGGAUACAUCGUUGCCACUGGUGAAACAGUCACGCUUACGGGAACCGAGCGCGUGCGAUUGAACGGGAUCUGUUUGGGACUUCGGGUAAUUGUGAUCUCAGCCCACCAAAAGAACGGAAUAAAGGGCUACCGCGAGGAGCUUGGUCAGUUGUUCACCGGGGUUCUAGACCGAACUUCGUAGGAUGGAUGCAAAUAUAACGCAAAAUGUCCCCUGACCAAGUCUGGGUUUCUUUGUUUGGAGAUUUUGUUAGGUAUGAACUAUGUGCGUCAUUGACCGUUUUUAAACACCCUAGACUCCAAAUACAUUCCGGCAUUUACAAUGCAUCAAACAGUGAAGUAUCGGUGAAGCAACGGGUCAAGGUAACUGCCGGCCCCUCAGUUUUAUUAUACGCUUUGGUUUUACUGUAUUUGGUCCUAUCUCCGAACUACUAUUAUUGUCUAUUGUCAGUCGCUAUAAAAAUGAAUUCCACAUGGGAAAAGUCGCCCCAGCGGCUCUCUCAAUGGCAGAAGCCACACCUGCAGAUGCGAGAUUGAAGCGCAUCACGCACGUCAUUCUUGGAGUAGGCGCGCACUGUGGCGUGAACUUUUGGUAUCUGCAAUUCAGCUACCAACUUUUCAAUAAAUAU
Molecule: messenger RNA, 1320 nt
Organism: Babjeviella inositovora NRRL Y-12698
Lineage: Eukaryota; Fungi; Ascomycota; Pichiomycetes; Serinales
Product: TFIIH complex subunit
Exons: 1
Coding region: 30-875 (281 amino acids)
Cellular component (GO): transcription factor TFIIH holo complex
Source: RefSeq, a predicted model, not a curated record